CGUUUUAAGGCGCUAGGCUUUCACAGCUUCUAAAGGGCGCUAUAGACAAAGAAUGGUUUCCAAUGAAUUUCGUUCUAGGAAGGUUGUGUUAUGAUGUUUACAAAAGAUUAAGAAUAUUGGAAUUGUUAUUGACAUGACAGAAUUCGAUAAGUUUGGUCGUAGAAGGAAAUUUCAAAGAGAAUUAUAUACUCCUGGAAGUGGUCCUCUACGGAAAUCAGGAAAAGAAGAUACACCUCCCAGAGAUGGUGCUUAUAGGAAUAUCGUAGAUUAUAAAAGUGGUCCUUCAACUGAUAGAGCAGCAGAGCUUAGCAAAGUUACUGAAAAACUAAAAGAGAUUUCUUUAACAAAUUCGAAUGGUGUUAAUGAGCCAAGAAGCAAUGAUACUUCAAGAAGAAAUAGGAAACCUGACUGUGAACUUUAUGUACCCAAACCGGUUGCUGAAGCCUAUGCCAGUCGUCAGAGAGGAAGGGAUUCGAAAAGUCAAGAAAAACUGGAGACUCGGCCAGAGUCUGAAUUGAGUAAAAAUUUUGAUUCAGUUCAAGCAAAUUCAAACAGUGACCGGAGAAGAAGUCAAGAUAGGUCGGUUAGAAGGAGGGAUAGGAGAAAGAAAACUAGAAGUUGUAUAAUUGAAGAUGAUAAUGCUAGCAGUGAAGAGAAAAGUCAAUCAUUACAGAAGUACAAGUCUCGUGAAUCAAUAUACAAUGAAGAUAGGGAUUAUUCUCGAAACAGAUCGGUACGUCAAGGCUCUGAACCAGCACCUGUAACAUACGCACAAGACAGAUUGAAAGAUUUAAGAAGUAUUGACACUUCUAUGUACGCACCAGAUAAAAAUAAUUCUAAACCUCCACUUGGAAGAAGGGGAAGUUUAAGUAAAACUGGCAUGAAACUUCCUGCUACUUUUGACUGUCUACCUCCAAGAUUACAGAAGAAGUAUAUUGCUGAAAAUGCUAUUCAUGAUCUCAAUAAGACAUCCUCUGUUGGAAGCAAUGUAGAAAAUAGUAGAUGGGAUGGACACAGUUUAACUUUUCAAGGAAAACCAGGAACUCGCAAUGAUCAGCAGCAAAAUAUGAAAAAUCCACCAGUAGAUAAAAUUUCAAGAGGUUUUGCAGAAUGGUCUAAAACUCUCCCUACUCCUGUUCGUUCGAAAGGAAGAGGUAGAUUGAAUCGAGAAAGUCAUGCUGAUCUAUAUGAGCCAUUGCGGCAUUCCCGGUCACUUACUCCUGAAAAACUAAAUGAUAGCCGAUUUGAGAAUGCUCCUAAUGAACUAGAAAUCAGUCCAAAUCAAGGAAAAAUAAAAACAAAUGAAAAAGAGAGUAGAGUUUUUAGGGAAUUGUCUGAUUCUGCUCAGAUUACUUCUGAAAACAAAAAGGACAAAAUGGGAAAUAGAAGUAAUGUGAUUGAUAACUGUGAAGAAACAAGAAAACCGUCUGAAUGUUCUGAUACAGAGAAUGUUAUAGAUUGGGCUGCUGAAGUGGAAAGGUGUGAGCAGCAAGAUACUAUACCUCUUUCCCGUUCUAAUUCAAGAGAGUCUUUCGCAGAGCCAGCACAGCCACCUCAAAAAGAGAGAAAGAAAAGAAAAAAACGGUAUAUCUGUUUAACUAUAAUUGUAUCAAGCAUGCCUCCUGAUAACCCAGAUAUAUUUUUCAAGCAUGCAGCUAAGGAUAAAAAUGACAGAGGUAAGAACUGUGAAGAUUUGAACACAAAUUUAAUUCGUCGUGGAUCAAUGGAUAGUAUUUCAAAUUAUAGCCGAAACAACAGCAUCGAAAGAAACUGGCGGGAACGGAGUAACAAUGAUGGUCGUAGUAGGAAAAAUUCAUCGUGUGACAAUCGGAGUCGACAGAGCAGUAUUGACAGGAGAGAAAAUUUCAACAACAGAUACCCAAGAAGUAGAAAAAAUUCUUCUUGUGAUAACCGGAGCAGACAGAGCAGUUCGGACCGGAGGGACAGGUAUUUCGGCGGAAAUGGAAGAACUCGUCAUGGAAGGGAAGAAGGUGGCGGUGGCGGAGGUGGUAGACGUCGAGGAAAAAGUAAAGAUGAUAGAAAAAUACCGAGACUCCUCGAAGAGACUAAUUGGCGCCUAGAACAAGAGAUCAUCUCUCGAGAGAAGGAAAAAACUAGUCCCAAUGCUAACAGCAACAGCAGCGGAAAACAGGCCGGAAUUCUUAUUCUUCCUCAGCCUUUAAUGGAAGGCCAAAAUGCAAAUGUUCGACAUGUUCAGACGGCUCUUCCAGCAUCUCAUAAAAAACUCUUUGAUCCGAGUAAUCCUGAUAAACCAAUAGUCGUGUCGAACAUGAGACAAGCGACGGAAGAUGACCAAAAGUUUCUUUGUAACGGAUUUUAUCCAGAACUUCCGAUGCUCAUUAAUGCCAACAUGGCUGAACAGAUGACGAGUGUUAAGCCUAUUUGGUACAAUCCAUUUACUGAAAAUUUUCAGGCAUCUCAUAAUCCACAUCUCAUUCGUGCUAUUGAACAAGCUGAUUGUGAAUUACAAUAUUUGCUCUCUACCGGUGAAUUGUUGAAGUACUGGGAUCGGAUGCAAUUAAUCAGGGUGUUCCUAAAGGAUGCUUUGAAAACCUUGCUGCUGACUGAUCUGAGGUUCUGUGAAGUUGAAAAUGUUGAACAACACUUAUGGAAAAUAUUGUAUUAUAAUGUUAUUGAAUUAUUGAGAAAGCUUAUGGUCGAUCAUCCCGAAUCCAAGGAAUCUUAUAGACAAGCAUUAUUAAAUAUUAUCGAUGAGGGUUCUGAAUAUUAUGAGCAACUUUUAAAUGACCUGGAAGCUUCAAAUAAUAAUAUUAAGAUUGAAAUAUUUCUGAACACACCAAUCUGUAUGCGAGAAAAUUUGAAGUACAACGUGCUUCCGUUGAUCGCUGCCCAGAAGAUUUUCCUCAGUCUUGGGGACCUAACACGUUACAAAGAACAAGCUAACGAAACUUGCAAUUAUGGUUUAGCUCGUCAGUGGUACAUGAAAGCUCACCAGAUCAACCCUAAGAACGGUAGACCUUAUAAUCAACUUGCCAUACUUGCCUUAUAUACGAAACGUAAACUGGAUGCAGUUUAUUACUACAUGAGAUGUCUUAUGUCAUCGAAUCCCAUAACUGCCGCCAGGGAGAGUCUUAUUUCAUUAUUUGACGAAAGUAGGAAGAAAUACGAAGCCGUGGACAAGAAGAGGAAAGAGGAAAAAGCUAAGAAGGAACGUGAAAAAAUGAAAGAAAAAGAAGGAGGUGGUGGUAUAAGGAGGGAAAUAUGGAUUCAUCCCGGUGGGAGAAAAAAUAUGCACCGAACCACUUCUACUUGUAAAGCAGAUUUCGAUUCGGAAGAUGAACAACUGUAUUCCGCUUCUAAUAUAGAGGUCAAUAAAAGAUUUGUAGUCAGUUAUCUUCAUGUACAUGGAAAGAUUUAUACAAAAAUAGGGUUAGAGAGCUUGACUGAAACAGCUGUGCAAAUGCUGAAGCAAUUCAGAGCUCUGCUGCACCACACUCCGAUUCCGUUAAAUAGCAAUCGAUUCCUACAGCUUUUUGCAUUAAACAUGUUUGCAAUAGAAAUAUCUCAGCCCAAAGGGGACAUGGUGAGCAGCGAGGGAGGUUGCUACCGCUCAGCCACUCAAGAAAGUGCUAUAGUAAUAUCUUUACAGAUGUUCAAUUUGCUUCUUGAGAGGUUCGUUCAACUUCUGAAGGAAUACCUCAAUGGGGCAGACCGUGCUCCCACGAUACUUCCUCCCGAUUGCCUCGAAAUUCUUCCUGCUUUAAAAGUAUGGUGUGAUUGGUUGAUGACUCAUGUAGAAGUUUGGAAUCCACCUCCUUCCUGUCAGGAUUACAAAGUUGGGCCCCCAGAUGAUUGCUGGACAAGGAUAGCAACGGUGGUAAAUUUAUUGGAGAAACUUGAUUACAAAGGUCAUCUUCUUACUACUGAAAAUAGACCUGACCAUGAACUUGUUUACUUAAAUGAGGACGCCACCCUCUCUGGGUUCACUCCAUUGAUGGCCAACAUACACGAACCUAUCUAUAGGCAUAAGGAUACUGAUUUGGAUUUAGCGCAAAUAAGCUUAAGAAUUCACAAACUUGUUUUCUUUGGAACUGUAUUUCUUUGCGGUAUUGAUCCUCCCGUUCUUAAAGUCCAUAAGACGGAGUCUGGAGAAUCGGAAUACGUCUCUGUCGUCGAUACCGAAAGUUCUCAAGAACAAGCUCUGUUAGGUGACAACGAGACUUGGAGUGAAAGUGAGGAUUCCGGAAAAGAGACUGGUCCUGAAGAAAGCGAGGGUGAGGUUCUAGGGUUAGCUGCUCGAAGACGUCAGUUACAACAGCAAGCCACUCAUCGGCUAUCUCAAAUGGCUCGUAUUACCAAUGCUCUUACAGAAAUGGAAAUUAGGCCUCAUGACCUGGUACCAGACACAAAUUGUUUUAUCGAGUGCUUGCCGGAAUUGGAAACAGUUCUGAGAGUGCUUCCCCAUCCGCAGCAUCCUUACGUCCUCAUGGUUCCUCUUGUCGUUGUAAACGAGUUAGAAGGUCUCUCUCGUGGCUGUAAACCCAGUCAGAGCGUUCAUCAUUCUGCACUUGUUCGGGAGACUGCGAAGGCAGCAAUGGCUUUGUUCCAGAAAAAACAUCCUGCCUUGAGAACUUGCACGACUCGUGGAACUAUUCUCUCCUCUACGACAUUUACUCAUGAAGAGGACACAGGAGUCGAAAUGACAAAUGAUGACAAAAUAUUAACCACAUGCGUCAAUCUGUGUAAAACAUCCAAUAAAGAUGAAAUAAAAGAAGGUGGAAGGAGAAAGCUCUAUCGUGAUGUUGUUCUUCUGACUGAAGACAGGAAUUUGGUUCUGAAGGCGAUGGGUAGGGACAUGCCUGUGCGAUCACUUCCAGAUUUUAUUCGGUGGGCUGGUCUCGGUUAAUGAUUUUAUGACAGAAAAUGUCUUUGUCUUUUGGCGUAUCCAUGAUCAUUCUGAGACUGUCUGAAGGUUAAAAGUCAUCAGUUAAAAACUCAAUCUAAUACAAUGCAAACACUUAUUCAUACUAUAAAAUUAAGUACCUGAGAAUUCAACCUUCAGUUCAACAAAGUUUUAAAUUGGUGUAGUGCACUUGGCUGUGGUUAAGACAGACGGUUCGCCGAUUGUGUUGAGCACAUAAGCCUCACCUUGAUUCCGCUGCUUCUCCUAAUCCACCGGCAAAGACGGAUUCUGCACUUGGUCGUUCUUGAUCGUAUUGUACCUUCACUUUUUUCCGGACUUGAAACCAUUCUUUUUAUAUAUAUAAUAUAUGUAUACCAUACCUGUUUUCUUAACAUGUCGUCAUUCCUGUGAAGCUUUCGAUGAAAAUCUGUUGUUCAUUUAAAUCUAAUUAAAACUUUGAAGGUGAAUUAAAACUUCUUUUUUUUUUUUCAUUCAUUUUUACACUAACUUGAUUGAGAUGGUUAUGUACUUAAUUUUAGAUAUGUGUAUAUAGAUAUAUUGUUGAAUAUUGACUGGGUCAUAACUGAUACUCUUCGUUUUUUUUUUU
This is a messenger RNA of Nezara viridula (southern green stink bug), 5492 nucleotides long. The record is from the annotation of a GenBank genome assembly. NCBI's taxonomy places the organism in Eukaryota, Metazoa, Arthropoda, Insecta, Hemiptera, Pentatomidae.